Messenger RNA from Fusarium keratoplasticum, 1515 nucleotides. RefSeq names its product Protein arginine methyltransferase NDUFAF7. Bases 1 to 1515 code for a protein of 504 amino acids. The record is from RefSeq and is a predicted model, not a curated record. Gene Ontology annotation, cellular component: mitochondrion. Gene Ontology annotation, molecular function: protein-arginine omega-N symmetric methyltransferase activity. NCBI's taxonomy places the organism in Eukaryota, Fungi, Ascomycota, Sordariomycetes, Hypocreales, Nectriaceae. The transcript has 3 exons.
AUGGACUCCCCCAUUGUGGCCCAGCUGUUCCGCCAGCUCUUCCGGCACCGUCCCCGGGGCUGCAAGGGAAACCUCCCCCGCCUGCCCAAUGGCAUCCGCCCCGGCCCCGGCCGCGCUGCACACCAGAGCCGGAUGUACGCCGCUGGCCGUCCCUCGAGCGAUCGCGGCAUGAAGAAGAACGAGAGUCGAUGGCAGCAGCGAACGCAUAUUCUACCUCAGGAUCGGUCCGCAGAGUUUUCAGAGUACCCGUACAUAUCGCUGGCCGAGCUCAAGCAGCGCAGGGAGAGGCCCCGCAAGGUCAAGAUGCUGCUCCGGGACUUUAUCGACGACAGCCUGUACAACCCCUCGUAUGGAUAUUUCUCCAAGCAGGCCGUUAUCUUCAGCCCUGGCGAGCCUUUUGACUUUGGCUCCAUGCGCGACGAGCUCGAGUUCCAGUCGGAGCUUGGACGACGAUAUACCGAGUUCGAAGACAUCCUCGAUGAUCGUGAGGGCGACAAUCCGACACGGCAGCUCUGGCAUACACCUACCGAGCUCUUUCGCCCCUACUAUGGCGAGGCCAUUGCCCGAUACCUCGUCUCAAACUACCGACUCACCACCUACCCCUACCACGAUCUCCUCAUCUACGAGAUGGGCGCCGGCCGCGGCACCCUCAUGCUCAACAUCCUUGACUACAUCCGCGAAGUCGACCCGCAGGUCUACGCCCGAACAAAGUUCAACAUCAUCGAGAUCUCGACCUCCCUUGCCGCUCUACAGAACCGGCACCUUCUCUCCACGGCGGCGUCCCGGGGCCACGCCGACAAGGUCGAGAUCGUCAACCGCUCCAUCUUUGACUGGGAUCAGUACGUGCCCUCGCCGUGCUUCUUCCUCGCUAUGGAGGUCUUUGACAACUUCUCCCACGACGGUAUCCGCUACGACGUCGCUACCGAGGAGCCUCUCCAGGGUCACGUCCUCAUUGAUGGUGAUGGCGACUUUUACGAGUUCUACGUCCAUGAGCUCGACCCUGUCGCUGCCCGUUACUUUCGUGUUCGUCAUGCUGCCACUGGCGGCGACUACCCGAAGCCGUAUCCGACCAACGCCGCCCUGCGAUACCUUUCCACAAAGGUCCCCUUCGCGGCCAACCUUUCUGACCCCGAGUUCAUCCCCACUCGCCUCAUGCAGUUCUUUGAUGUCCUGGAAAAGUACUUUCCCGCACAUCGGCUCGUCACCUCCGACUUUGACUGGCUCCCCCAAGCUGUCAAGGGUAUGAAUGCCCCCGUCGUCCAGACACGGUACAAGCGGCGUAUGGUGCCCGUCACGACGCCUCUGGUCCACCAGGGCUACUUUGACAUCCUCUUCCCCACCGACUUCCGGAUCACAGAGGCCAUCUACCGAGCCAUCACGGGGAAGCUCACUCGCGUUAUGUCUCAUGGCGACUUUAUGCGCAAGUGGGCGUAUGUCGAGGACACCGAGACUCGCAGCGGGGAGAACCCCUUAUUGUCGCAUUACCGCAAUGCCAGCGUUCUUGUGACUGUGUAA